Molecule: messenger RNA, 1572 nt
Organism: Paracoccidioides lutzii Pb01
Product: F-box domain-containing protein
Exons: 2
Coding region: 1-1572 (523 amino acids)
Source: RefSeq, a predicted model, not a curated record
AUGGACGAGCCACGAGGUAUAUUGGGCCUUUCAAAUGAGUUGUUCAAGGAAAUCUUAGAUCAUUUGGCUCAAGAUUCUGAAAAAUGCAUCAACGUCGACCGUCGUGCAUACCUCUCUAUCGAGAGUUUCAAGCGCCCAAGCCCGCCUGAGCCAAUACCCCUCAUUUACGAUAGUAAGAAUGGUUUUCGGGAAGAUCAUCGAACUGAUAUCGACCGUUUCAGGGAGGUGUGCAAACGCUUUGCAGACAUAGGCGCUUCUCAUAAGUUUAGCCGCGUUGUGGUGCGGUUUUCUGAAAGCGCAUUCCAGAAACUGGAUAUGCUGUCAGGUUCUCCGCAUUUGGCAAGGCACUGCAGGAAUUUCACGUAUAUCAUUCGGUCAUUUUACGUUGAAGAUCGAGACAGACUCAGUGAACUGUUCUUAGCGGCAGAUUCCAGUAAUUUAAAAAUUUCCGAGCACCAUCGCCGGCUCGAGGAACAAAAACUCCUUGUCAACACCAGCGAAGACUUGGCAUCUCUAAAGAGGGCAAUGGCAGCAUUCAAAUCACUCCAACAUGUAAAAAUUUUGAAGGUCCAGGACGAGACGGAACGGGAACUUUUGCAAUAUAUCCAUCGCCAUGACAGUGCGCAAGACCCAUUAGUAUCAUUAGAUUGGAAACCAGCAUGCACUCGUGCAGUACAAACACUUGCAGUAGCCCUUUUCGAAUCACAGUCCCCUAUUAACAGAUUCUCUGGGCCACAGAUAAAUCCCCAAGCAGCCCUCAAAUUGAAACAAGCACCUAUCCACAUGCUUUCCGCCCUAGCUGUCAAGCUGACCUGUCUGGAAAUCCACUUCGAUGCGGCGGGACAUGUCAAUGGAGAGAUGCGAGAAUUAUCAGAAGUUUUUCGCACUUUAUUCAUGGCUGCCAAAAACAUGGAAGCCGUGCACCUAGGAUUCCCAUCGAGAAUACCACUUGACCUGCGCCUGGAGGAUAUAUUCCACAACGUAUACUGGGAAAAACUACGUGCUUUCGGCAUACAGGCCUGGCGUUUGGACUCCCAGGAAAUUAUCGAUUUCGCGCGACGACACCACAAAACGCUCCGCGGUCUCCGGCUACGUGACGUCCUUCUCAAAGAAGGGAAUAGGUGGAAAGACGUCCUUUCCAUGCUACGCGAGGAGAUGGAUAUUUUGGAAUGGGUCAGCCUGCGACGGAUUGACUAUUCCAACGCCUUUGAUGAGAAGUGGGCGACAAGCGCGAAUAUAUCUGAUAUCCAGUCAUUCCCCAAUUCUGACAGCGAGGAUGAUGAUAUUUUCGAUAUUCAUAAUGUGGAAAAUAACGACGAUGACGAUGACGAUAGCAUUGGCGAUGAAUCAGAUGGGAUGAGUUCGCAUAAUGCGGACGAUGGGCCUAGGGCUAACCAGAUUGAGCUUUCACCAGAUACUGCUGUUUCGUUGAUAUCACCCUUUUCACACUGGACAACGCCCCUGAUGUCGAUAUCUACCGAGGAACUGGAGGACAAUGGGUUCAGUGUGGAGUAUCGACAACGGAAACUGUGGGAGGCGUGGGUUAUUUCGAAGUCAAGAUACAACAAGUAG